Triticum turgidum subsp. durum (durum wheat) is the source of this 849-nucleotide messenger RNA. The record is from the annotation of a GenBank genome assembly. NCBI's taxonomy places the organism in Eukaryota, Viridiplantae, Streptophyta, Magnoliopsida, Poales, Poaceae.
AUGGCCUCUGCGUUGGGAGCCCUCUUUCAUGCCCCCCUCCGCCGCAUGCUCCGCUUCCGCCUCCCCUGCACCCGCCUAGGUCGCCCCGACCCCAGCUUCACCGAGUUCUACUCCUUCGGCUGCCGCGUCGCCAUCAAGUACCCCGACGGCUAUGGCACCGGCCGCGAGCUCAGCAUUUGCCACCUCCUCACAGGCGAGCGAGCCCGCCUGCCUGAUCCCCCAGAUCUAAGAUACUCCGAAGAAGUCGUCUUUUCCGGCGACCUCGUCGUCACCUUCAGGAAAUUCUACCGCGUCCUCUACUACUGCCACAUUGGGGAUGCUCAAUGGCGAGAAGCGUGGUGCGAUGAAGGCCACCAGCUUUACAAUCUGAUGUUCAUGAAAGGCACUCUCUAUGCGCUGAUUUACCCAGAUUACCGCCUCGCCGCCGUCGAGCUUGACAGGAAUUCUGUGGUACUGUCGUUUCUUGGAGAUAGAAUGAUUGUGUCGACAGUUAAUAAAUGUCCAAAGUUCUGGUUAGCAGAAGGUCGUGGUGAGUUAUUGCUCAUUGUCAGGGUGGAGUGCAAUCCAUGGGUGUACCAUGUUUUCUAUCUGCAAUCCGGCAGUUCGAAGUGGAUGAGGACUACUAGCCUUGGUGGUUGCAGCUUGUUCUUUAAUUUCCAUGGGUUUGCCGGUUGCCUUGGUCCAGAUCAUCCGGCAGUUCGAAGGGACUGCUUGUACUUCACUGGGUGCUCUGGGAAGUGGAGCGAGUAUUCUUUGGUUGAUGGGGCUUAUCAUGAAUUCGUCAUCGACUGCCCAGGGCGAACAGAGCAUUGUGGAUCUCCGGUUUGGGUCCUUCCAAACAUUUGUUGA